UCUCACACACCGCCCCGGCUGCGCUUAGCCUCUUGCCUCACCCGGUGCCAAGCCAGCUGUUUAUUUUCCCGCCAUUUCCAGCUCUUCGUGAGGAGAAGUGGAUGAUUUCCUGAGAUCUGAGGCCUUCUGGAAUCACUGCGGCCAAGCGGGUAGGGAGUGUAGCCAGAAAAAGAACUGAAUGGAUUGGUUUCAUUGCAACCAGUGCUUCCGAAAAGAUGGAGCCCAUUUCUUUGUCACCAGCUGCGGUCAUAUUUUCUGUAAAACGUGUGUGACUCUGGAAAAAUGUGCUGUUUGUGGAACUGCCUGCAAGCAUCUGGCUCUUUCUGAUAAUCUGAAGCCUCAGGAGAAGAUGUUUUUCAAAAGUCCUGUGGAGACAGCUUUGCAGUAUUUUAGUCACAUCUCUCAGGUGUGGAGUUUCCAGAAGAAACAAACAGAUCUCCUCAUCGCCUUUUAUAAGCAUAGAAUUACAAAGUUAGAAACAGCCAUGCAGGAGGCACAGCAGGCACUGGUCAGCCAGGACAAAGAAUUGUCAGUCUUAAGGAAGGAGAAUGGAGAACUGAAGAAAUUUCUAGCCAUUCUAAAGGAAUCUCCAAGUCGGUACCAAGGAAGCAGGUCAACCACACCUCGACCAGUGGGCAUUACUUCCCCAUCACAGUCAGUUACCCCACGGCCCAGUUUCCAGCAUAGCAGUCAAGUGGUCAGUCGGUCCUCCUCAGCGGAAUCUAUUCCUUAUAGAGAGGCUGGCUUUGGUGGCUUGGGACAAGGAAGCAGAGGUCUGCAGGGACGGAGAACUCCCAGAGACUCUUAUAAUGAAACCCCUUCACCAGCUUCAACUCACAGCCUAUCUUAUAGACCUUCAUCUGCCUCCUCUGGACAGGGGAUUUUUUCUUUCAGACCAUCCCCAAAUGGGCAUUCAGGCCACACAAGAGUCCUCACCCCCAACAAUUUUGCUCAGAGGGAGAGCAGAACCACACUAGAGAGUCUUCCUAGUUUCCAGCUUCCAGUCCUGCAGACUCUCUACCAACAACAGAGGCAGAUGGGAUUACCCAGUGGGAGAGAAGCAUGGACCACUUCCAGAUAGAUCAUCUUCAAGGUCUGAUCUAUACAUACUGCUGAAGGAUGGACUGUAGCCUCCAGUACCCAUUAGGGGUGAUGGCCCUGGAAAAUUUAUCCCUACAUUGUUUCCUAGUUUCACUCUAUACCUUAUGCUCCCUCCAUCUUUACCCUAUUCACCCUUAUCACCUCCCAGGACAGUGGUCAGGUCUUACAAAAGGCUAGUGCUUCAGGAAGAUGUUUAUAGCUCUUCCAGAAGACCUUGGUAGCUCCCCUCAUUUCCUACAAUUUGAAACAAAGGUCAUAAAAAUAAUUAUUGGCAUCAUGCUUGGUUGGGAGUUGGGAAUGGGGAUUGUGAUGGAUCAUAUACUCAUCACUGUUUCAUUUCUGGAUUUCAUUUUUAGCUAUGGAUAUACUGUCACAUUGCCAAUGUUAACAAGUAACAUCUCUGUUCUUUGUCCUUAUUAUACAUUUUCUAUUUGCCUAUUGUUUCCUCUAUGCUUAGUUACUAUUAAAUGCUAAUUUUCCUUUCUAUUGAAAACAACUGUUGGAGACACUGAUUUUCAGUUUAGUAUAUAGAUAGUAAAAUUAAGACGACACCCUUUUAUUGCUACAAUUCUAUCACUAUUACAAGUUCUAGAAUGGUGGAAUGGGCAAACAACACUACCACUGAGAUCAAACAUGUAUUCUACUUUGGGUACUAAAAGGCAGAAAUGAGGAAUUAAAUAGGUUAGCCACUCACAAGUUGGCCUUAAGCAAAAAUACUGGGAAAACAGAAAAUAGCAGGCAUCUGCCAGAAAUAAAUUAGCUCUUGGGAAUGACCUUGUAUCUGAAUUAGGAGCCCUAUACCCUUUCUGGUACUCUGAAUUUAUUUUAAAGGCAUUUCUAGACACCUUCUCUUUUAGGCAAGAGCCUGUCCUGUAGCAAAUGGAGUUACCUCCAAGAUUGUUGUAUCUCUGUUACUCCUGAAGCCUCAGAAAUUUCAGUCAUUAUCAUUUGAUGGCUGAGAAACAACCUGGCUGGUGACAGAUGCUGAACUACUUCCUUUUAAAGUUUUUAUUCUUCUUUUAAUUUACCUCAAUAAGUCCUGCCCUUCAAAACAAUAAAUUAAAAGUAUGCUGAGUUAGAA
Molecule: messenger RNA, 2182 nt
Organism: Macaca mulatta (Rhesus monkey)
Lineage: Eukaryota; Metazoa; Chordata; Mammalia; Primates; Cercopithecidae
Gene: RNF212B
Product: ring finger protein 212B
Biological process (GO): homologous chromosome pairing at meiosis; reciprocal meiotic recombination; protein sumoylation
Cellular component (GO): synaptonemal complex
Molecular function (GO): SUMO transferase activity
Source: RefSeq, a predicted model, not a curated record